CUGCUCCAGUUAAACUAGGUACUACUGUUUCACAGUUCUGCUCCGCUUGAAACGCAUUAGAAGACACGUAACAGGCAUAUUUACACUUAAGUGUUGCUGUUAUAUAAUGGUUGUGUAGUGUGCCACCACUGUCUCGUUAUCGUUACAAUUUAUACCAGUAAUACCCGAUAAUUGCGUCCUCGUGGAAAAUUGUCGUCACGCAUGCGUUCUUUAAUUCGUGUCAAGAAAUGAACUCGACAUCAACCUUACAACUGCAACAGUGCUGCACAUUGCACGGGAUGUAGCCAACAAUGCCGAUAUGGCGUGGAACUUCUCGACGCGUACCGGUCGAGAAGUACGCGAAGAAGUACGGUUGUAGAUGGUGAGAAACGUACAACAUGUCUUCCAAAGAAAAGCCAUGAGAGCUUCCUCGGCUUCGUCUAGCACGAGUUCCGUAUACACCAGCGCCGACGAUGCACGCAGGUGCACCGGCUACGAGAGGAACCAGUUUCUCGACUUAGAUGACGUCGGGACCGCCUGGCUCCUCGGCUCGCAUUCUUCGCAUGAUAGGUCGAAGCGGGUACUCGAGAGAUUUAAAAUCGACAAAUCACGAUUUCGCGUGCAACAUGUUAUCAUAAUUGGCGCUGUUGUAGCCGCGUUGAUAAUUGCCAUAAUCAUCGGUCUGAGUGCAUACGCGCGUAGCGGCACGUCGGACUCGCUAAAUGAUGAAUUUUUAGUGCCGCCCGAUCCAGAAAACCCCCAACCACCGUCGUGGAGUAAAUUAAGAACAUUCAAACGCGGUGCCAUUUGCGCGGACGGAGCGCCAUGCGCUGUUAUCGGCAAGUCAAUCCUGGAGCGCAACGGAUCGGCGGUGGAUGUUGCGCUGGCCGCGCUAAUAUGCAACGGACUUGUGAACAUGCAAAGUCUAGGCUUCGGUGGUGGAUUUAUGAUGACGAUCUAUCAGAGAUCCACGCGCCGGGCCUUUGUUCUCAAUGCAAGAGACCGCGCACCUUUAGCGGCAAAUGCUACGAUGUACGUUGGCAAAUCCGCAAAUGCAUCGGCGUUCGGGGCACUGGCGGUCACCGUGCCCGGCGAACUGGCCGGUUACUGGGAAGCUCAUCAGCAAUUCGGUAGACUGCCAUGGGCGGAUUUGUUCAAACCAAGCAUCGAGCUUUGCGAAAAGGGCUACGUCCUGACAUUGGUGCAAUACGACGGCCUUGCGUAUAAUAAGAAAAGCAUUUAUAAUGAUCCAACUCUAAGAGAACUGUUCGUCAAUCCCGCUACUAACGAGUUCCGUAAACCAGGCUCCAUUAUUAAACCCCAUGCACUUUGUGAAACGCUACGAAUUAUCGCUGAGAAAAAUGCGACUGAAUUUUACAACGGUACGAUCGGACGACUUCUUGUUGACGAUUUGCAGGAACAAGGGGGAAUCAUAACGAUGAGGGACCUUAACGAGUACAGGGUUUCAUGGGAUCAACCGAUACAGACGGAUCUUUCGGGCGGGAUAAAACUAUUGACUACAGGACUACCCGGUAGCGGAGCUCUCCUCUCGUUUAUUCUCAAUGUCUUCGACGAUUACGGCUUCACGCCGGCCAGCAUAGCCGAUUUUAACGCGACAGUCCUCACAUAUCACAGAAUGAUAGAGACGUUUAAGUAUGCAUUUGCGUUAAGGACAAAUCUCGGCGACGGAGCUUUCGUUGAUAUGACUGAAAUAAUCAGAAACCUCACGUCGAAGAGCUUCGCGCGCGCGAUACGAGAAAAAAUAGACGAUACGAAAACGUGGCAGGAUCCACAGCACUAUGGUUCUCCUAUCUACGCUAAUGUCGAGGAUCACGGUACAGCGCACGUAUCAGUGCUGACACCGAAUGGCGAUGCGGUAUCGGUUACCAGCACCAUCAACUAUUAUUUUGGAAGCGGAAUAGUCAGCAGAAGAACCGGUAUCUUAUUAAAUAACGGCAUGGACGACUUCGGCAUUCUACCGCGGUUCAACUAUUUCGGUAUGCCGCCAAGCCCCAACAAUUAUAUCGCAUCCAAGAAGCAGCCGUUGUCCUCGAUGGUGCCGUCCGUUCUGGUUGAUCAGCACGGUGACGUCAAGAUGAUCAUGGGUGCUGCGGGUGGUACGAGAAUUACGACAGCAGUGUCGCAAGUGACGGCAAAGAUACUGUGGAUGGGACAGACAGUCAAGGAGGCGGUGGACUCGGCAAGGAUACACCACCAGCUAUUUCCGCCUAAGCUGUUCUACGAAUACGGGGUCCCUAAGCAGGUGGUCGACGGCCUGAAACGUUUGGGACACGCCAUGGAACGUUAUAGAGUCCGUGGCAGCGUAGCCUGCGUCGUGCUGUAUGAAAAUUCGACCAUUUUCGCGAACGCCGAUUACCGCAAAGGCGGCGACGUCUACGGAAUCGAUUGAUUCACGUAUCACUUUGUCAGGGUUGGACACUACCCAACCCUGCACUUCGUGAGUCACUUCAUCGAACCAGCCGUUACCUCGCGGCGCAAACCUCCGAGGAAUAAUUGACUUUGUUCAAACAGCGCUGAACGUGUCCUCGUGAUUAUCGUAACACCGAUGUAUACAAUCGAUCUCGUUAUCGUUACUGGUGAGACGUUCGUGUUUGAGAAAUCGAUACGUCAAUAUUAUCACUCAAUAUAACUUUUACAUCUUCUCGUUCACUGAUCGCAUCUUAUCCCUGCUCAUCGCUCUUCCCUCUAAUAACAUCCACGUUAUCUCGGACCUGUUAUCACCCCCCCCCCCGCAUCUUCGUAAGAUUUACGUACACAAAACAAA
This is a messenger RNA of Vollenhovia emeryi, 2764 nucleotides long. RefSeq names its product gamma-glutamyltranspeptidase 1-like. Gene Ontology annotation, cellular component: plasma membrane. The transcript is spliced from 11 exons. Gene Ontology annotation, molecular function: glutathione gamma-glutamate hydrolase. Gene Ontology annotation, biological process: glutathione catabolic process. NCBI's taxonomy places the organism in Eukaryota, Metazoa, Arthropoda, Insecta, Hymenoptera, Formicidae. The coding region runs from base 359 to 2389 and encodes 676 amino acids. The record is from RefSeq and is a predicted model, not a curated record.